Pyrus x bretschneideri (Chinese white pear) is the source of this 809-nucleotide messenger RNA. Its product is annotated as VQ motif-containing protein 11-like. The coding region runs from base 102 to 701 and encodes 199 amino acids. The transcript has a single exon. Lineage: Eukaryota; Viridiplantae; Streptophyta; Magnoliopsida; Rosales; Rosaceae. The record is from RefSeq and is a predicted model, not a curated record.
CCCCACAUUCGAUGCCCCCCCUCUUCCCGUUUUGUUUUUCAUCCUUCUCUCUCUUCUCCCUUCCGCCCCUCUCUCUCUAGAAAUCCACUUUGGCUUAUACAAUGGUCAACUCACCCACUUACGGGUCCGACCCCAACUCGUCCAACACAACUUACGUCCAAGCCGACCCCACAACUUUCCGGGCCGUCGUCCAAAGACUGACCGGAGCACCCGAAGACCCAUCUGCCCCAAAGCUACCCCUCACCCUCCCCGCCCGCUACUCCACCCCCAAACCUCCCACCGCCUCCGAAAUGGGGCCCCGGCGACCGGCUUUCAAGCUCCACGAGCGCAGACACGCCACCAAGAAGCUCGAGCUCAGCCUCAACCUCAACACCGCCGCCGCAGCAACCCCAUCAUCCUCCUCGUGUGGGCCCUGCGGCAGGCUGCCCAGAGUGGGAGCAGGGUUUAUAGGUUUUGGGAACCAUGAGAUGGUGAUGGCGUCGCCCGUUUCGACCCUGGAUUUUCUGGGACGUGGGAGCCCGAGGACGCCGCCGGCGUCUCUGUGUGAAGAGGAAGAUCGAGCCAUUGCUGGGAAGGGGUUCUAUUUGCACCCAAGUCCGCUAAGUACACCCAGAGGGACGACUGACCACACUCCUGAGCUUUUGCCUCUGUUUCCUCUGCAAUCUCCUAGAGAUAGUCAAAACUCUUGUUCCUCUACUUAAUUAAUUAGCAACCCAAUAAUUUCUUUAAUUUAUUUUUUUUCUUGAUCAUGUUGUUAAUGAAGUUGUUAUAAUCUUAAUGAUGGCUUAUGGGUUUGGAUGUUUUUGAAA